Molecule: messenger RNA, 3711 nt
Organism: Brassicogethes aeneus
Lineage: Eukaryota; Metazoa; Arthropoda; Insecta; Coleoptera; Nitidulidae
Source: the annotation of a GenBank genome assembly
GACAGGUGAUUGACAUCAAAACAAUUUGUUGAAAAAGUAAAUAUUUUCUAUUCGGUAUGAUACUAAAUAAUUUAGUAUAGUUCUUCCAAAUGCGUUCAUCUGUGAGUUAUAUUUUAUCGAGUACGACCUCAGAGCCCACGAUGUCUCAUCCAGAUUACGAACAGUAUUCCCACGAUCAUGCCGCCUUAUUGGUGCUUGUAAAGCAUGUCGGCUCCCAGCUGAAACCGAAAGUGUACGGGAAAUUCUUCGAACAAAUAUCGAAAAUAAACAACUGCAAGAUCACGGACUCCACCGGCUUGUUGCGCAAUAUAAUUGUGAGAUAUGUGAGGGAGCAUCCCGUGGAAAACAACGACUGGGGCGACUUCCAAACGCACCGACGGCUUUUGGGGUUAAUAUCGCUGGGAAAAUACGACUCUCAGCAGGAGCUGAGCGAGAUAUGCCGGGUGCACGAAAGCCUCAAAGUCAAGUACAACACCACCCUCUUUGACUCGAGGUGCAUAUUUUUCGGCCCCCCGAAAGAAAUGACAACCCCCGUCAGCGACGAUUCCUCGAGUUGCAGCGAAAAUGAGGUUAAAAAAGUCGAUUGUGUUGAAAUCGAAAAGUUUACCACACCGGCCAAUUUUAAAACUAGAGCUUUGUUCUACGAUGAGGUAGGACCUUGCAGUGACUUGGAAACGCAAGUGAAUGAGUUUGUUAACUCUCUGUUUUGGGUUCUUGAAUCUAAAAGAUUGGAAAGAUCCAGGGAGAAAUUGGAACGCGUUUCCUUACUCCUAGCGCCGUUUGAAAAAAAAGAUUUUGUGGGUCUGGACAUGGAAUCCCGCAACAACAAAAAAAGAUGUACAGGGCGGAUGACCAAACAUCUGGGCGAUCUUUGCUUACAAGCCGGUCUGUUAAACGAAAGUUUGGCUUACUAUACUGCUGCAGCUGAAACAUUGAAAACCAUAAACGAUUGGCUUUGGUUGGGUGCGGCUUACGAGGGUUUAAGUACAGCUUCAGCCCUGGCUCUGUACCCAGAAAUGCCCAGGAAUAUGCCUCUGCAUAGAAACGCCAGUCUACAAGAGGGUUCCCCGCGAAAGUCGUCCGUAUCGGUGAACGCACCCCUAUUGAGUUCACCCACAAAAAAAAUCAUCACGAAUUCCCUUCUACCGGAAGAUAUAUCUAAAAGGUACCGCGAAGCCAUAAUUCACUACAGCAAAUACCAAAACGCCGGUAUCGUUGAAACCGAAGCCAGCUUCAAAGCGGCUAGAAUAGCGGUGGAGCAAAAUCAUGCCUUGCAGGCGGCCAGUUUCCUGCAGAACGUCGUCUAUAUUAAUUUGACUUUGUCCGAGCAAGAAAAGAUACAAAGAUUCGAGACUUUGGCGGAGUUGUAUUCGCAAAUAGGGUUCAACAGAAAGGCUGCUUUCUGCCAGAGACUGGCCGCCACGCGGUACGUUUCCCCCCAAAACACCUCCCCGAAUUGGGGGAAAUGUUACUCCCUGAUGCUGCAAAGUCUGCCCGGUCAUUGUCUAACUCUGGACCCCGUGGAAAUGAAGGAAACCGACCAGGGCUGGCCAGCGUUGCAGAUUCAGCUACUGCAAGAGUUAGUGGUUGCUGCUAGAAGAACUGGCAACUCUGCGUUGGCAACGAGGCACAUGACUUUCUUGUUGCAGACUAUGUGGGGUCAUCUCACUCCAACCGAACAAAAGGAACUUUCGAUUCAACUGCAAUCUCUAUCGGCGCAAUGCGAGGGUUCUCCAGUACUUCUAGUUCUAGACUCGGGUAUCGUGGUACCCCCGGCGAAUUUAACCGACAUUCCCAUGUGUACAGCGUUCAUUGUUAGGGAUUUACAGCCCCAUUUAAGACCGAAAGCCAUUCCGACUCUCGUCGAAGAUCCAGGUCCGUUUCUGUUCACACCCAGACACUUCGGCGGCGGUAACAGUUUGGACAGAAGGCAGCAAAGAGCCAAAACCAAGGUCGACUUUCUGUGGGUGGAAAACGAGGUCUGCGAGAUUCAGGUGAAGCUGGUUAAUCCGCUGCCGUUUGAAUUGAAAGUCUCCAAUAUGCGAUUGUUGACCUCCGGGGUUGUGUUCGAGUCCGUUCCAGAGACGGUUGUUUUGCCACCAGAUGUCUCCACCACUUUGACGCUGAGUGGGUGGGCUAGGGAAGGCGGGGAGUUGGAGUUGUCUGGUUAUAGCACUCAUACUUUGGGUGUUAAGUCAAAUUGCAAGCUAAAGCAUAUGGCGUCCACGAAUUUCCCGAACUUCUACAAAGUCGACGUCGUUCCUGCAUUGCCACAGUUGAAAGUAACCACCUCCUUUCCACCCAGUGCUUCAUUUUCUAACUUUCAUGAUGAUAACAUAGUCACAUCAGCUGGCGUGACUCUGUUUCACGGUGAAAGCACUCAGUGCACUGUGACGUUAACAAACAUAGGCCAAGUGGAUGUGGAGAUGUUAGAGGCGGAGAUACACAGCGUUCUAGAACCGUCCCUGCAAGACCAGAUCUUCAGCUGGGACGACAGCGAAGUUCAAUCUCAGUUGCCCAUAAAACCCGGCACUUCGGCCACUUUGACGCUGCGGCUGCAUUCGGCCGCCAACUUUCUGGCGCCCAACGUCACCGCCUCGCCUAGCACUCUGCCGCACGAUCUCAGCAGCGGCGUCUACAGCAGCAUGUCGGCCUCCGUCACCGGAGGAUCUCUCCCGUCCAGGUUCAACUCCAGUUUUCGCUCCACCAACUCCGCCAUGUCGAGUCUGGUCGGCUUGCCGACCGUGAUCCAGCAACACACCAGCUCGGCCAUCGAAGGGCAACUCAGACUGCGCUACAGCGGAGGGCCGGGUUUCAAAUCCGACUACUGUCGGAUGUGUUCCGUGUUCAUCAUGAUCGAGAUGAUCCCCUCGUUGCACGUCACGAAUUGGGACGUUCUGCCAGCCGAAAUAUCGUCACAGUUUUACUUGGUGUUGGACAUAGCCAACCUAACAUCGCAGGAAAUGGAGUUGAGGUACACUCCAACAAAAACGAUGCUCAUAGAGGGUCAGGAGAGUUGUAGAGUUCCCGUACCUGUCGAUAGAUGUCCUCUUUCCAAGUUGAGCAAAUACUAUGAGGAUACCGAGGAUGAUAACGGGUCUACAAACGUAGAUAUGACUCGUAUUUGUUCAGAGCACAUAUCUGAACUCGUCGAUCUGCAAUGGCUUCUUCUGGCCACUGAUUCCAAGGGUACAUCGUCAUUAAAGGGCAUCACAUUGACUUCGCGUAUGAUGGACAUUGUAAGGAUGUCCCCCUUGAUGUGGGAGGUACAAGUUAAUGGGUCAGCUAUUCGACCUCAGGAGGAUAUUAACUGCGAUGCAGGGGACUGUUUGGAGUUAAAAAUGAACCUUACGAACAGUUUGGAUAAGGCUCUAAAGCAACUAAAUGUUUCUGUGCAGUUUUAUCAGGAUUACGAGAAUGGGAAUUUGAAUUAUAGAUUGGAUACACGAUUGGCCACCACUGGGUCUGUAAAGAAAACAAUCAACUGUCUGCAAUCAAAGGAAAUAGCGAGUCAUGAAUGCAAUGUUAUAUUUUUUACACCAGGUCAAUACAAAGUGGACAUUCAGUGCUGCGCACCAGAUAAUUUUUCUACUAUGUGCGCAUCAACCUUAAGUACUGGACAUGUGUGGAGAUUUACGCCACCUAUUAACAUUUCAGUGAAGUAGAUGCAAUAUUUAUAUUGGAAUCACGUUUUUAUUUAUUUAAUAAAGU